Molecule: messenger RNA, 8093 nt
Organism: Cyanistes caeruleus (blue tit)
Lineage: Eukaryota; Metazoa; Chordata; Aves; Passeriformes; Paridae
Source: RefSeq, a predicted model, not a curated record
CGGGGGUGCGCCUGGACGGCUACGCUCGCCUGGUCCAGCGGACCAUCCUCUGCCACCAGAACCCAGUGACGGGGCUGCUUUCAGCCGGGGCGGACCAUAAGGAUGCCUGGGUACGGGACAACAUCUACAGCAUCCUGGCAGUGUGGGGGCUGGGAAUGGCGUAUCGGAAGAAUGCGGACCGGGAUGAGGAUAAAGCCAAAGCCUACGAGCUCGAGCAGAAUGUUGUGAAGCUGAUGCGGGGACUCUUGCAGUGCAUGAUGAGACAGGUAGAUAAGGUAGAGAAGUUCAAACGCACUCAGAGUACCAAAGACUGCCUCCAUGCCAAGUAUAACUCUGCGACUUGUGCCACGGUGGUUGGGGAUGACCAGUGGGGGCAUCUACAAGUGGAUGCAACUUCCCUGUACUUGCUGUUCUUGGCACAGAUGACUGCAUCAGGGCUACGUAUUAUCUUCACCCUUGAUGAAGUUACCUUUAUCCAGAACCUAGUUUUUUACAUAGAAGCUGCCUACAAAGUUGCUGAUUAUGGAAUUUGGGAGCGUGGUGAUAAAACAAACCAAGGAAUCCCUGAACUGAAUGCAAGCUCCGUAGGGAUGGCCAAAGCUGCUUUGGAAGCAAUUGAUGAACUAGAUCUUUUUGGAGCUCAUGGAGGACACAAAUCAGUGAUUCAUGUUCUUCCUGAUGAAGUGGAACACUGUCAGUCUAUUCUGUACUCCAUGUUGCCAAGGGCAUCCACAUCAAAGGAGAUAGAUGCUGGCCUUCUGUCUAUUAUUUCUUACCCAGCUUUUGCAGUGGAGGAUGUAAACCUUGUUAAUGUAACCAAGAGUGAGAUCAUAUCCAAAUUGCAGGGCCGCUAUGGCUGCUGUCGCUUUCUCCGAGAUGGCUACAAGACACCCAGAGAGGAUCCAAGCAGGCUGCACUAUGAUCCUGCUGAGCUCAAGCUCUUUGAGAAUAUUGAAUGUGAGUGGCCGGUAUUCUGGACAUACUUCCUAAUUGAUGGAAUAUUUAAUGAGGACAAAAUCCAGGUACAAGAGUAUAGAGAGGCUCUGGAAGGAAUACUUAUUAGAGAGAAGAAUGGAUUAGUACUAAUGCCUGAACUGUAUGCAGUCCCUCCAGAAAAGGUGGAUGAGGAGUAUGAAAAUCCUCACUCGGUGGAUCGUGUCCCAGUGGGAAAGCUGCCACAUCUUUGGGGCCAAUCAUUGUAUGUCCUGAGCUGCCUGUUAGCAGAGGGAUUUCUUGCCGCAGGUGAAAUUGAUCCUUUAAACAGGAGAUUUUCCACUGGUUUUAAACCUGAUGUUGUGGUACAAGUAACUGUUUUGGCAGAAUCUAAUCAAAUUAAGACUCUUUUGCAAGACCGUGGAAUCGAUGUUCAGAGCAUUGCUGAUAUCCAUCCUCUCAGAGUGCAGCCAGCUCGCAUCCUCAGCAACCUCUACACCAUGCUGGGCCGGAAUAAGAACAUGAAAUUAAGUGGCCGACCACAUCGACACAUUGGAGUGUUGGGCACCUCCAAGCUCUAUGUGAUAAGAAAUCAAAUAUUUGCUUUUACCCCUCAGUUCACUGACCAGCAUCACUUCUAUCUGGCUCUAGACAAUCAGAUGAUUGUGGAGAUGCUCAAGACAGAGCUGGCUUACCUCACUUCAUGCUGGAGGAUGACAGGGAGACCAACCUUGACAUUUCCCAUCACCCACACAAUGCUUGUUGAUGAUGGUACUGACAUUCAUCCAGCAGUUCUUGCCACAAUAAGAAAAUUAGAAGAUGGUUAUUUUGGAGGUGCGAGAGUGAAGAUAGGCAAGCUAUCAGAAUUUCUUACCACCUCCUUUCAUACAUAUCUGAGCUUCCUGGAUCCAGACUGUGACCUAAAAUUGUUUGAUGACAGUAAUGACAGCUGUAAUAGUCCUGACAGUGAAUAUGGAGACUACCCAGCAGAUUUCUGUGAAAAAGAUAGCCAGGAUGAGCUGGAUCAGUAUAUAAAUGAUGUCCUGCAGAGCACAGCACUGAAGUCAUACCUGCCUCCAACUUCAAAGACAACAAGUCAGCCACCUGUGUUCAGUGCAAAUCAUUCCACAGAAGAGAUACUGUCAAUAAUGGCCAAGACAAAGGGCUUGGAAGUUCCAGCUAUGUCUAUGUCUCUUCCCACUAAAGUUCUGAACACACACCGAAAGUCUCUGAAUCUUGUUGAUAAUCCUCAUUUCUUUGAGACAAAGGACUGUGAAAAUGUUUUGCGCUUACCUAAAGAUGCUCAUGGUGAUUUGGAUUGCAGGAAGCUUGUUGAUCAGCUGAAGGAAUGUCCAACACUCCAUGAUCAAGCAGAUAUCUUGUAUAUCUUGCAUAUACUCAAAGGUGCUGACUGGGACACAGAGCUGGAUGGACAGUAUGGUGUCACUGUUCACUGCCUCCUCAAUGAGCUCUACAGAAAGGCAGGCCUUCAUCAGGAAUGGGGCUUAAUCCGUUACAUUUCUGGCAUCCUCAAAAAGAGAGUUGAAGUCCUGGCUGAGGCAUGCACAGACCUUCUGUCACACCACAAGCAACUUACAGUGGGCCUGCCACCAGAACCCCGUGAAAAAAUCAUUACCACCCCACUGCCACCUGAGGAGCUCACAGAUCUCAUUUAUGAAGCUAGUGGCCAAGACAUCAGUAUUGCGGUCCUGACACAGGAGAUAAUUAUGUACUUGGCAAUGUACGUCCGGUCACAGCCCAGUCUUUUUGUGGAGAUGCUCAGGCUCCGUUAUGGCAUUUGUCAUUUUGUUUUGUUUUAUUUUGUUUAACUAGGUGAAGAAGCUUCAGAGAGCUUGAUGAAUCUAAGCCCCUUUGAUAUGAAAAGUCUUUUACAUCAUAUCCUCAGUGGGAAAGAGUUUGGAGUGGAAAGGAGCUUGCGACCUGUAGAUUCUUCAUCAUCUAGCCCUGCAAUAUCUAUUCAUGAGAUGGGACAUUCUGGAGCAACCAAAACAGAAAGAAGUGGUAUUACUAAAUUGAAGAGUGAGAUGAAGCAGGUGAGGGUUUCUGCCAAUGCUCAUCAGAAAUUUUUCCCUGAAGGCCAGCAACUAACCAAAGCUUUAAUGUCCUUACAGAGGGGCAGUACUCCAUCAUCUCCCAUCAGUUCUUCUCCAACUGGCUCCAGUGGAGAUAUGAGCUGGGGUGACAGAAAAGGGCAGUGGCUGCGCAGAAGGAGGCUUGAUGGUGCUAUUAACAGAGUUCCUGUUGGCUUUUAUGAGAAAGUGUGGAAAAUCCUUCAGAAGUGCCAUGGUCUGUCCAUUGAUGGGUAUGUCCUUCCUUCUUCAACCACCAGAGAGAUGACCCCGUGCGAAAUCAAGUUUGCAGUGCACGUGGAGUCGGUGCUGAACCACAUCCCGCAGCCCGAGUACAGGCAGCUCCUGGUGGAAGCUAUUCUCGUCCUGACGUUCCUCUCCGACAUCGAGGUGAACAGCAUCGGGGGCAUCAUCCACGUGGACAGAAUCGUGCACAUGGCCAAUGACCUGUUUCUGCAGGAGCUGAAAUCAUUUGGAGCUACUGGUAGUAUCUUGGAGAAAGACCCAGCUACAGGAAUUUGCCACUUUUUUUAUGACAGUGCUCCCAGCGGAGCCUAUGGCACCAUGACUUACCUAACAAAAGCCAUUAUUAUUUAUUUACAUGAUUUCCUGCCCAGCACAGGCUGUGCAAUGCAGUAAGUGACGCCUCACACAGGAGGGAAGGCUCAGAGGCUCUUCCCCCUUAGCUCCCUGUCACAAACCCCUUGGCUGGUUGCUGCCUGAGUGUGUGCCAUGCACUCCCUCAGCAUUUGCCACUGUUGGGGAUGCUCUGUGCACACCUACUGGGGACAGGGAGCUGGAAUUUGGCCUGGUUUUAGGAGAGUGUGCAAGAAAUAACAAAUAAUGAGGCAUAUUCUGCCCAAAGUGCAUAAAUGUAAUUCAUAUUAAAUUAGCAAGAAUUAUACAGCUCUGCCAAGGGGAAAACAGAUUACUCUGUGGAGAUCAAAAGGCAUAAUAAAACGAGGGAGCUACAUCUUGGGCAUAGAGUCUCACAAAUAAGGGAAGUGAUGGAAUUCAUUAAUUUUUAUCCUGCUGUGUGUAAAUGUACAUCAUUGUGAAUCACUAAUGCACAGUGUGAAACAUCCAGGGAAAUGUAAAUUAGAGGAUUAAGAAUAACUUGAAAUAAUGUGGUGAUAUUUCUAAUACACUUUUAUCCUGAUUCCUAGUCAGUGCAGGGCUAAUGCCAGUAGGGACAAACAUCCUACAAUAUCCACUGAUUUGGGAGGAUAGCUUCUGUCAGGAAGCCACAUCUGUCUGUAAUCUGAAUAGCUUCCUUCCCUGCAUCCCCAAGACUUUGGAGGCAAAAUCUCAGGACUCCAGCUUCUCCAGUGUGACAGACAGUUUUAUGCCUGUAAUCCUUUCCUCUGAAUGGAGCAAGAUAAACCUCUUCCACUUGAGCACCCUUUCCAAGUCUCCUGAUCAUUUCCCUCGCAAACAGCCUCAGAGUUAAGAAUAGCAUAAUUGUGGCUUUUCCAGUGUAGCGUGAGUUUAUGGAAGGCUUUGAUGUUUCUCUUUUUUUUCUUUUUUUUCUUUUUUUCUUUUUUUUUUUAUUUCUUGAGUUUUCUUUCUUUUCUUUUAUUUUUUCUUUUUUUUUCCCUUUACCAUUUUUUCUUUUUCUUCUUUUUAGUUUGAAGUAACACUGGUCUCAUGUAAUUAGGGGUUGGGCUGACUGGAAGUCUUCCUGCAGACAGUUCCCAGGUUAAUGCUGUCAAUUGGAAGCUCUUGAGGUGCUGCAGGGAGUAGGUGCAUCCUGCAUGGAAAUGACUCCAGGGCCAUUUAAACUAAAAACAGAGGUAGGCAGCUCUGGAUAGGAAAACUCUGCCUUACCCCAGGCACUGUCUGUGGUUUUCCUUGUGCCUGUGCUGCUGGCUUUGCCACCAGCCAUGUGUCAGCAUCUGGCUAACAGCUUAGGAAAGUGGCAGUAGCUUCAGCAUCCCAUGACCACAGUCAGAGUCCCUCAGUAGCACAGCUGCCAUGUGAGCAGAAAGGAUCAGAGCAAUUCUGUCUUGGCAGGUAGAGGGGAAAAAAGCAGAUAGGCCUGUAAAAAUAAUUACUUUCUGAGAUAUAUAAGCCUGAUAAGCUGUUUCUGUGAGCCUCUCCUCUACUCUUUAAAAACAAAACUGUGCCAUUUGUAUAGGAUUUGAAUUUUUUUUUUUUGUGUGUGUGUGUAACAAUAGUGUGUGGUGCUUUUCAGAGUGAGGUUUUUGUUUCCAGUAGAAGUAAUGUCCUAUCUCACUUGCCAGCCCUCUUGGUCUCAGGAGGUCUCAGCUCCAAAGGCAUGACACCCUGCCUGCUGUCCCUCUACAGUCACUGCUGCUGUAGCAGUAUCUGGGAACUGACUCAGUAUGAGUGUAGGUGUGUGAGGCCUAAAUAUGAGGUGAUAUAACGUUUUUUCACAGACCAGAGUUUGGUAGUCCAGAGGACCAGGAGCCCUGUGUUAACCACCAUGGGAACCGUGGGCCUGUGCAGGGGCCAGUAUAAAGUGACAGUUCAGGUACAAUUAGCACUUGGGUGUGGAAGUUAUUUUAUUGGCAUGGUGCCUGUUUUGUAAGGGUUUGCCUUUGUUAUUGUUUGGUUUGGGUUUUUUAACUUUUUGUAUGUAUUGUGAGAGCUCACUUGGCUUGUUUCCCAGUAAAAGGAAGUAAAAUCCUUUGUCUAGUUUAAGCAGAUGUGACAGUGCAGAGCAUAAGCACAAGAGCAAGAUAAUGGUUUUUUAUUCUACCCGUUAUCAUACAAAAAACAGUAGCAGUUAUUUUUGCUUUUCUUCUUGAAUCCUAGAUUGAGAGAGAGAUGCCAAGAUGACUUUUUGCUUAGACUUCUAAUUUAUUUUUUUUUUUACCUACUGUGUGAAUUUGUUUUCAGAAACAAGAAGACUGAUGUUGGUUUUCCAUGCAGCUGCAUUGAAGUUUAAAGCAAUGAAAUGUAUGUCCUAACAUACCUGGACAACUCUUAACACUUCUUUGUUUUUAAAUGGGACUGUCAUUGGUGUCUUUAAUAUCAAAUUCACCGUAUGAUCUAGGUUAUGGUAUAUUCAGGAUGAUCAGAAUGAAUUACCCCAUGGAAUGGAGGCAGUUGGAAAGUAUUUAUGUGGUAAUUUGAAGAGUUUUGGUAUCUGGUGGUGAAGGACGGUACUCAAACACAAGGCCAGUGAAAGGCAAACACGUUACUUGCAGGGUCAGGCACAGCUGCACCUUGCUGCUGUGUUACAGCUCAGAGCGAAGAGCCAUUGCAGUUGGAGAGUUGCCUUGGAGUGCAAAACCAAUUAUGGCAAAUAAGGUUUUACACAGACCCCUUGCUUUGCUGAGGCUCCCCAGUGUGUGUGAGGCUGCUGCAAAGCAGAGCUGGCACUGGCAGUGGCCAGGGUGUACUCCCAGAUAUAAUACAGGACGACUUUGCAGUUUGUGCAGGGCUGAGCUAAUUGGCAAAGGCUCUCCUUGGCUGUGCAGCCUCCCUGAGGAGCCAGCAAAGGAUGACACUGCCAGAUCCCAGUCCCUGGAAACUCAUUUAUGGAAAGAAGGCAAAGGUGAACAGACCUGUCCUGUGCCACAGAAACAGGAAAGGGCAUUAGUGAAUUAAAAUAGAUUGACCCAAGAGCUGCUCAUGCCAGCCUGAUGUUUGCAGUUUGCAGCUGUGGGGUCAGGAGCACCUCUGCAGUGCUGGGGGCAGCCAGGUGUGCCCAGAGACAGGCUGGGGCUGUGGGGAGGAAGUGGCAGAAUAAGGAUCUGUGUCCAGCUCAGAGCUCAUACCACAUGCUGGCCCCAACCCUGCUCCCCCAGGCCAUCAUCCCCCUGCUCAUGCUGUUGUCUUCUCCCUGCUGCCGAUAGACAGAUCAAAAGCACCAUUGAUCUCCCUCAGCUGCUGGUCCCACAGGUAACUGAAAACUGAAUGGGUGGAGUACAAAGUUUGUCUGGCUUCUCUCCUGCUAAUUGUAGUCUCCUUUCUCAGGGAGUCUUCCUUGUUCCUGCAAGGUGCAGGUGAGCCACACAGUCCUUAGCUGCCCUGCAAAGGGGCAGUCACUUUCUGUGGGGUAGUGAAACACCUGGCCUGUCCCAUGUGGGUGUGGAACACUGCAGGCAUGUGUCACCCUCUGGCAGUAGCCAGGGCCUUCAGUGAAGCAGGAGCUCGAGGCAGUACAGGUCCAAUCUUGGGCACUUCUUGGACUGGUCGGCAGGUAGGAGCAGAGUUGCUCAGAAAGCAGGAGAGAGAUGCUACCAGUGGUGGCAUCCGCAGCUGUAGGGUGAGAGCUUGGCACUCAUCUGCAGACUGAUUCAGGCACUGCUUAAAGGACCAGUCACAUCUGGUGAUGUGACUUAGCAGCACAUGAAGUAGAUGCUGCAUAGAAUCAUGACUGAAAAAAAGGGAUUGAGGAUGGUGGUUAUAGAAGAGCUUCAGCUCAGUUUGGAUAUAAGUACAAGCAGCAGCGCUUUUUCCCACUCCCUGGUUCAGUCAAGUGGCAUUUAUUCCCAACAUUAGAAGUUUCACAGUUACUCCCCCUGCCACCCCCCUUCUGUCAGGGGUCACGGGGCUCUUUUUGGCUGCCAGCAGCUGACAGGACAGUGCUUUCUUUUUUUGGCUCAAUGAUUCAGCUCCUCUCAUACCGCAGUUCUGCAUCCCCAAAAGGCUCUCACUGCCUGCCCAGUGAAGCUGUGCUGAGACUGUACCUUGGCAUCCCCUCUCAGGAACUGAUCCCUUGAGGCCAGUCCCCUUCAUGCCAGGAUCAGGAAUGUGGGGGGGACAUCACACUGGAGGCUGCCAGCCAUCCUUCAGAGCUCCUGUGUCUUGCUGUACAGCCUGGCUUUGUCCUGUUUACUGGGGCAGGUGGCAAAGGGGGACUGCAGAGCUGCAGUGUCGAUUUCCACCUUGUCACUUCACACCCACUGCAUGGAAGCCAGCAGUGGGAAGCAAGAUCCCACCACACUCAGUGGUGUUUGGCCAUUGUAAGUGGAGCCUUUUUGUCACUCCACUGGAAUAAGGUGGGAUUGAUCAUCACAGUGCAUAGAUCAGAAUAACUGCAUGCUAAAAAUAUACAUUAUGUAUUACCAAUGCCAUUAAAGUUUUACUGUAAAUUUU